Molecule: messenger RNA, 12340 nt
Organism: Caenorhabditis auriculariae
Lineage: Eukaryota; Metazoa; Nematoda; Chromadorea; Rhabditida; Rhabditidae
Source: the annotation of a GenBank genome assembly
AUGGCGAGGCUCGAUUAUGCGUAUGUCAGGUUUGUUAUUAUUUUUUUCUCGAUCAUAAAUAUGUUUCACUUUAAUUUGAAAAAAAUAAUUGCAAAUGCGGGAUUCUUGAAGUACACAAUUUUUUUCAGAAACUUGGAUAAUUCGGAUCGGAUCAUUUUGAACCUUUUUUUACCUGAAGAAAAAGCUAACAAGAUUUUUGAGGAAUUGUCAUCAGUAAUUAUGAAAAUAAUUAUAAGUUUUAUCGUUUAUCCAUCAAAAUAUCGUUGAAAAAAAUGAAUAUAUCCAUUUAUAGUUGAUGAAGAUUGGAAAAAUAAAACUAACAGGAAAAAUAUCAGCUAAUCUUUUUCGCUUCAAAACUCUCUUAAUGAAAGUUUUCACAAGUAAUGCAGUGUUUUCUCUUAAAAAUGGAAAAAGAAGUGAUCAGCUUCUUCCGCGGAAACGAGAAAAAAGACGUUAGUUGGAACAUGUGCGGCUCAGAAGCUGGCUCGAAGCCAACUCAAAAUGUGUCGGAAUUUGUCGGCUCGUGAACCCUCUGGCCCAACUUCUUUUUUUUUACUUCUCAUUUCGGUUACUCUUUGUUCCUGAAAGUCUGCUCUCAAAAUGUAUAUGUUACCUUCUGCAACGUAUUUUGCAAUCGGAUCUCUCUCGAGGAAAAAAUCUCCAUUCCAAUGGGUUUUGUGUUCAAUUUGUAUUUUCUUGUGUACUUUGCCAUUCGAGAAGCCUUCUUCGCUUGCUGUUGUUUUUGUCGCUGUCCUCUACUUUACAAUUAAUUUACAUAUAUUUGCCGUAGUGGUUCAGUUUAUGAAUAGUUUGAUAGACUCUCGAGACCAUCGUAAUUUUUUUCCGUAGUGAAAAACAGUUUUCGUUUUCAUAGCGAACAGCUGCGGGGUGCAGGUGCAAGCUUGAAAUAAGACGCGCAACCAAGCAUCUUAGUCGUGCAAUUUAAAUCCACGGCUCAGCUGAAAAUGCUGUUCCCCAAACUUUUCAUUUAUUUCAUUUAUUUUCUUCUGCUUGAAGGAAGUUCGUAUAUUUCAUUUUUUUAGUUCAAAAAAAUAGUUUUUUUCUUUCUAGUGGGAAAAAAAUUCAGGAAAAAAAUUUGUCGAAAUUCACUAUAUUAUUUUUGAUUCAUUUCGACUUGUAAUAAUUAGAAGUUUGGAAGAUCUUUUUAAAUUUCAAAGGCAGAAUAAAAAAGGCUCUUCUGAUAGAACAUGAGUCAAAAACGGUUGAAGUUUUUUUGAUAAGUAUUUUUCAAAUGAUGAUUUAAAGUUUCUAGAGAGGAUGCGCAAUAAAGAGACAGUACUAUACUUUCUCGACACAAUUUUUUUUAAUAUAGCAACCGUUAUUUUGAGUUUUAAAAAAAUGAGAAAAUUCGAGCGGCAAAGUUAAGAAAAAAAGCCUUAAAAGGGUUUUUUUCGGCUUUGUUUCUGAACUUUUCCGAAAAUUUUUUGAGAAAGAUUGUUUGCAGUAACAAUCCAUAAAUUUUUCUGCCUGUAAGGAAAUAAUAUCAUUAAAAUCCUUACUUUCAAAAUUUUAAAUGCCGAAAUUUCACUGCCUGCGAUAUAUCUUCCAACUUAUCUUCCGUAAACUUUCAAACGGCAUAAUGUUUUAAAUUUCCGAAACUAAGGACUUAUACAAAAUGAAUUUUCCAGUUACCUUCUGAAAAAAUCAUCAAGUUCUUCCCUUGGAGAAGAAAGUUAUCGGAACGACCUCCCUUGUCAGCGGACAACUUUUUUUUUCAUGUAACCGAGACUAAUUUUUCAUUUUGUUUCGAAUUCAUGUGUAGACGACGGUUGUAAUAACGGGCUAGGAAGUGGUGUUUUUGCUUGGUUGGGUCAGAAAAAUGUCGUGCCGUGGGAUUCGGCGGCAGUGGUUGCUUCGAAUCUUCUCCUCUGGCGUACAGAUGCUCUUUCUCUCGACUUGCCGAGCUUCGUUCGCCGGGGGCGCUGCUGCACACCUGCUGGAACAAACGCCCUCGAUUCUUUCGCUUUCGUCGCCGAUUAGUUGCUUCUCACACUUACGUCUUUUGAUAUGAUUCCGACCGAGGAUCUUCUGUGUACUGAGCCGUUUUUUCUCAUUUACUUUUUUCUUUUGUUUGAACAUGCCGAACGCCUUGAGGACCAUGUUCAACGGCUUUUUUUCUUUGAUUUUUGCUCUCAGUGAUGAUCAUCAGUCAUGUGAUUUUUUCCAAGUUGCUGUUGAAAUUUCUGUUUAAAAUGGAUUCACAGUCUCACUUGUUUUUGUCUUUUUCACUUUUUUUUAACAUUUGUUUCAAUUUUUUUUUUGAUCAGAUCGGAAGAUAAUAUGUGGCGAAGAUAAAAAUAAAGUCGAUUCAAAUGAAUUGACCAGGAAUUUUCUCUGUCAGUUGAUAUAAGAAAGCUCAAUUCUUAAGAAGUGGCUGAAUUUUCUUUUGAUUUCCACGUUGGCGCCGGAGAAAUCUAAUUUUUUUCUAUCCAAAACUAUCCCUCUCCAAUUAAAAUAGUUUAUAUUUUUCUGGCUAAAAAACUAAUUGUUUAUUCUUUCUCUCCAAAGAUGUUACAAUAAGUUUCGUGUAAGAAUAAUCCAUUUGCCCGAUUUUUUUCAUGAAAGAUAUUUUUUGAAAUUCAAGUAAAGUUAUAAAAAAACCAAAACUGAAAACUUGAAUUCAUUUUUUUUUCUGAACUGAUUAUAGUUUUCCGCUUUCAAGGGCUGUCAUUAGUGUUUUCGCAAAGUCAAUCAAAAGAGUUCUGUGGGCGCCUGGUUUGUAUGAAAAAUAGUUUAAAACUUAUUUUGAUGGAUAUUUCAUACGUUUUGGUGAAGUUGAUUUGAUUUUUUACUAUCAUCUUGCAAGAAUAUGAUGAACUUCUAUUAAAAUUCUACAUACCUUUUGAAAGUUUAAUAAGUUAUUGUAUACAAAAUAUCUUUACUGUCACGAAGAAGAAAUAAUAUUUACGUCAAACUUCAAUUGAAAUACGGUUGAUUUUUUCGAAGUCGUUCUCUUUUGUUUCUAACUUCAACUUAAUUUUUUUCAUUUCUGUAUUACCAGGUCCGAAAUGGCGAACAUACCGAGAGGGGUGGGAGCGCCUCCACCUCCGGGUAUGAACUCUUCAAAGCGCGGACGAUUAGUUUGUAUAAAGGUCAGUUUUCCCAAGAACCGUGAUAUUUUCAUCUACAUAUUCUUUCAGGUCAGAAUGCUGGACGACACAGUGGCGGUUUUUCAUCUGGGCGUAAGUUCUUUAUGUUUUCAAUCAGACUUCGCUCAUUUUAAGUUUAGUUUACGAAGGUUUUUCAGCACAAGGCAGCCGGCCAAACUCUCUUCGAUGAAGUUUGUCGGCAUUUGAACUUAUUGGAGAGCGAUUACUUCGGACUUUCCUACGUCGACGCCUGUGGAAAUCAUGUAAGUUCCAUGGCAUAAGAUUUCUGGAGACGUAGUACAGGAUCGCAAAAUUUGGUGAUAAGAAAUUUCGAAAAUUAUACCGCGAGCCACUCGAUUUCCGGAAAAUCCAGUAUGAACUUGUUACCAACGCAGAUUGGCUGAAUGAAAAUUGCCAACUUUUCAAAAAAAUUAGUCUGAGUAGUUUAGGAAAAAUGAGCUGUUUGAGACAAAUAUCACUAUAAUAAUGAGCUUUUGGAAGGUUUUCGAGCACUUUGAAAAAGUUUACUUUUUUUUAAGCAACGCAGGUCUUCAAAAAAAAGCAGAUCUAAAUUUCAGUGCUGGUUGGAUCGUGAAAAAACAAUCCUGAGGCAAAUUACAUCCGGCAGCAGCGAUGCGAAAUUCUACUUCAUUGUCAAAUUUUACACACCGAAUCCGAUAGACCUCGAGGAAGAAUACACGAGGUCAGCGCCAUUCGGUUUUGAUAUCCUGUAACUGGAUACGCGUCACGUCGUUAAUCGGCUGAGGAAAGGCUGAAACAACGGAAAAACCUCAGGGGACAUGGCAGCUGACACUUCCUCAACAAAGCAUCUUCUCGAAGAAUUUGAUCCAAUUUAGGUACCUAUUCACGUUGCAAAUCAAACGAGAUUUGGCCUACGGCGAGUUGCAUUGCGCCGAAAGUACAGCCGCUCUUCUGUCCGCGUACCUCGUUCAAGUGAGUGCUCCAGGGAAAAUUUCAAAAAAAAAAGUGUAGAAGGUUUUUUGAUGUUGCUACGGUCUUUUGAAGUAGAAAAAAAUGUUUUGAUACUGGCAAAUUUCAGAUUUUCUGAGUUUUCUGAGCUAUGAGUGAGAGCUGAUACAGUAUGAUCUUUUUUUCCAUAAAAAUUUGAUUUAUUCUUCCAAUAUUUCUUACAGUUCGUUUUUUUUUACUUACUUGGGAUAUUUUAUAAGAGCUGUAUUAAAAAUUCUAAACAGUGUAUUUAGACAACUGAUUCAAUAGCUUAAUCAACGCUUGUAGAACGCGCUUGGACUUUUUUUGAAAAUUUGAGCUAAAAAAGGUUUGAAACAAGAACGAAUUUUUUGUCAAGAUUGCAACAUCCCUAGAACCUCAACCUUAAAAAAUCAUUGCUAAACAAUUUCAACUUUUUCGCCUCCCUUAGAUAACUGAAAAAAGGAAAUUUCCAAUGUUCUGAACCUAGCAUAUUUUGGAGCAAAAUGUAUGAAGGCUAAUUUUGGAAGAAAGGAAAGGUUUCAAAACUUGGAAAAGAACUUUCCUUAAAUCAUUUAAUGUGAAACUAUGUUAUAAAUAACUUCAUAAAUCAUCCUCUAAAAAUUUUACAAAGUAUUCGACUAAAAAUAAUCAUCUCAAAAUUCAUUAAGCAACUUUUUCAGUCGGAAUGUGGAGAUUUCUCAGCCGAAGACUAUCCAGAUGCAACGUAUUUGUCUCACACGAGAUACGUUCCCAAUCAGACAAUCGAAUUUCAGAAGAAAGUUAUGGAAAACCAUCGAAAUUUGAUGUUAGUCGCUUUUCCUUUUUUCACUUUAACCUAUAAAAAACAUUGAAGUGGGAUGAGUCCGGGAGAGAGUGACUUGGCGAUGUUGGAAGUGGCGCGAAGAUGCGACUUUUAUGGCGUCAAACUUCAUGCUGCAAAGGUGAGUUAUUUUUUUAAUUCGUCAUUUUAACUUGGAUUUGUUUGAAAAGGAAAAUAAAAAACAUUGCUGAUAGGUAUAACUAUGAAGCAAAAAACUUGAAAAAUGGGUAGGCAACAAGAUAAGUAAGUCUGAGAAGAACGUUUCAAAAUGAAAGUCUCAAGUUUUACCUCACCCCUAUUUUCAACAAUUAAAAAAAAUUCUUAUUUUGCGCCCGACCAGAAUAACUUUCGCGCCAUAACUUCAUAAGCCUUAAAAACUUGUCGAAUGAUGGAAGAUUCAAAUUUUGACUCUACGUUUAAUUAUUUUUGCCAUGAGACAGAAAACAGUAGGCGGCCGUAUUUUAGUUUUAAAAUCAUUUCUAACGAGUUCAAAUUUUUAAUAUUUGAGCUCUAAGUUAUUUUUCUAUACCUUACAUAGCGCUUGAAACUUUUUUUUACAGCUUUUAUAAAAUUUCAUUUCAGGACGUUGAUAACAACGAAGCUGCUUUGUCUGUGAUGCACCUCGGAAUGAAAGUUUUCCGACAACUUCAGCUGGAUACAACCUUUUCUUGGGCUCGAAUCCGCAAGCUCAGUUUCAAAAGGAAGAAGCUUCUUAUCAAGCUCCACCCAGAUAGCUAUGUAAUGAGAGCAUUUUUCUAAGCAUGUUCAUUUCAUUUCCUUGCAGCAAUACCUGAAAGAAACUGUCGAGUUUGUGUUCGAAACGAGGGAUGAAUGCAAAAACUUCUGGAAAAAAGUGGGAGUUCUUUAAAAUAUACAGCCAAAUUUUCUUUACAGUGCGUUGAGCAUCAUGCCUUUUUCCGAUGUUUGUUGUCCGAGGAGCCGAAAAAAAGAUUCCAAGUUUUUUUCAUCAGCAAAGGAUCAUCGUUCAGGUUAUUCUAAAAAAAUUUUGACAGUUAAACUUAUUCCUUCGAAUUUACUGCUUUCAAAAAAACUAGAAAAACUAAACAAAGGUUAAACACUCACUAAAUUUCGAGAGAAACUUGCAAUCUUUUGCGAUUCCAAUUUUCGCGAAAUAAUUUUAUCUCGAUUGAUAUUUUUCAAGGUUUUUUUCGCUUAAAAAAUCAUUUUUUCGAAUAAUUUUUUUUCGAAGACCUUCAAGCUGAAUUUUUCUUCUAGAUAUCAUGGAAGGACACAGAAACAGCUCAUCGACUAUGUCCGAGAACAUCACAAACGGCGAGAACCAUUCACGAGGUUUCAUCUGUCAUUUUCCCGUUUCACCUCCAUCCUCAGGCCAUUACGAUCAGCGAUUUCGACACGAGGCCUUGGCUAUUCCUCGACGUACAGUACCGUGGGCGAGAAACAGCGUCAAAGAAACGGGACCGCAGGAAACAACACUCAUGCCUCCCUUCCUCAUAUUCCGCAUUACUCACACGCUGAUCCAACCUCCUCAGGUACUUUAGACGCGCGCGUAGGUACUACCACGAGCUCAAGACCUCGACAACUGAAACGUAGCGAAAGGUGCACGUCCGAUGUUGAAUCUAGCAAUCGACCACGUCAUCAUGAAAGUUCCAAAGAGCCUGAAAUAGUCCCUCCAAGCCAUAACAAUAUUGACCUGUCUGUAUCUUUACCUAACGUCUUGAGCGACGACCUCCGAGUUGCUUGCAAGGAAUUGGAAUUGGAAACUAAAGAACCACCAAAAUCUGUUUCUGGCGACAACUUCCAGGAGCUUCGAACCAGCAGAGAAUACGACAACAUCAGUGAAGAUUCAUAUCGCCUAUCCGACCAUGAAAGGAGCACUCGGUCCGAUGCUGGUGUCGGAACCAAACGCACUGUUGUGACCACCUUCAACUCCACAUUCGCUGCUCGAAGAGAUGGGAAUACCGUUGUGAAACGAGUUAUCAGCCAGAGCAAGAGCACUCCGAACUCUACGGACGAUGAAGAAAGUAUUCUGAAACCAGCUUCUGACUACCAUACCUAUCGCGCUGUGAAAGAAUAUCCUUUUUCAAGAGCCACAAAUAUUGUACCCAUCGAGAUUGAUGGACCGAACGUCGACUUAUCUGCCAGAAGAGCGCUCUUGACCUCUUCAACUUCGACGACUACAACCACCACUACCCAAGUUUUGACGACAUCUGGAGCUGUUUUAGUGAAGCCGAAAGUCUUAUCCACGGACCUCAACAUUUACGAGCGUAUUGCUGUAAAACCUGCUUCGACUGAAAAUCAAGGUACUUAUGGAGCGAUCGGACCGUUGCCGGGAAAAGUAAUCACUAAAGAAAAUAUGGUGAUAACCCCAGACGGCGUAAAGGAAAAGAAAACCAAGCCGAUACCGCCACCAAAACCAAAUCUGAAAUCUCUGACCCCGGAAGCUCCUUCAAAAGAAAUCACGCAUCCUCUAGUUCAUAUGGUAGAUGAAGAUGUUCAACAAACUCCAGCAGCUCCCCCCGCACAUGAAGAACGCAAAUCAAGCCUUUCCAGACCUGCGCUGAUAUCUGUGCAAAGUGAAGACAAUCCGGAGAUUCAGAAGUGCCAUCUCUUCAACAGCGAUAUUCCUUACACCCUUACGAUGCGAAAUGUGGAAAGCACCCAAUCCUUGCCUUUCUCGACUUUCAAAGACGUUCGACGCGACUACGAUUCGAGUUCAUUGAAACGAGUUUCCAAAAGCCCUGAAUUCAAAAGAAGAAAAUCUUUGGAUCUGGUUCCUCGGAAAAGAUUGCCUUCACCUGGUAACUUCUCAGCGCAGGAUCACACGAUUUCACCAACGACGCCGGACAGCGAUGUUCUGGAGUAUCUUCUUCGUCGGAGAUCGCUGAGUCAGGAAAGAUCGGCUUUGGUCAAAUCCAGAUCCAAACGUUCCGACCCACGACGGCAGACUCAACCAGUUCGGUUCGACCUUCCGCCUUCGCCGUGCUCUCCGACUGCCGGAGGCUCCACCCCUUUUAUUUCACUACUUACGGAUGAAGUCUUCGAUGAAUGUGUUUCUGAAUCUAGAAGUUUGCAUGAAGACAUGGAUCGCCUCGAUAAAAGCACUCCACACACGCAAUCAAUCUGCUCAUUCAACGAGAAGCGCUGUGAAUCGGAAGAAAGCGACGCGAUGCCGCCACCACCAGAAGAAGUUUUGAUCAACCAAGUAAUCGCGAAGAAAUCUCGACCGCAGCCGCCGCCGCCACCUCCAAAACCCCUUUCUCUAGCUACAAAAGUCGCUGGGAUGAAAUCCGCGGCAGCACCGAACAACAAUAAUCCUGAACCUUUCCGUCAGAGAAAUUCAACGAGCGAUUCUCCUCCGUUUAUUGAUGAUUCGCCCAAAACUGCAGAAGGAGCGUCACUAUCAGCUUCGAGUAACUUAUGGACAGAUUUUUAAUGUAUUGUGGGUUUCGAUGUUUUGUUUGCAUGUUUAUUUUUAAAAUUAUAUUAGUAUUUUGUGAUCUAUUUGAUAAGAGAUGGAGUUCUUCCAACUCAAAAUAAUUGAAAAUUUUAUCCGUUUGCAUACUAGUUAUUUUUAAAGCAUGGGUUGCUUGGAAAUUAGCUUAUUCUGGGUCAAAACACACUGUGAUUUUGAUUAGUUUGUUUCCCGUUGUCAUAAUUCUCGGAAAUUGUCCUAAAAUGCUCAUAACCGGAUUUGCAUUUAUAUUUUCCCUUGGUGCUAUGGUUGAAAGUGUAUCAGAACAAAAAUCAAGUCUUUCAUGGUUGCAUGAAUUUUAGCCUUAUCCUCAGCUUGUUGUGUCGGUUUGUUGGCUCAUUUCGCUUCUGGUCGCUUUUCGACUUUUUUUUUGGUUCGUUGCAACCAUUAUGAACGUAGUAAUGCCUUGGCUCCCUAGUAACAGCUAAGUCAUAGAGUUUGUGAAACCGAAAAACUCAUUCUGAACGCAUGAGGAACGUCUAGUGGACAAUACAAACUUUGAACUUUUUACUCGUUACUGUGAAAAAUUUUAUUGACAAUGAAUAAAGAAUUUGAUCAAGAUUUUACAAACACUACACCAGAAGCGAAAUAAACAUGUCUUGAACGAGGUUCACAUUUUAUGCUAGUUUCAAAUGUAUAAGAAGCGUUAUUUAGUUCCCCCAAACGUGAUCGAUCUCUUCAAUUGUUUUUUUUUGUGGUUUAUGACAAAUAAAUGUUUAUUCAUGGAAAUUGUUUGUUUGCGCACAUAAUUUUAGACAAGAAAGUUUUUUGGUUACUCUGUUCAGUUAUAAUUUUCAGAAAGUCUUUCUCAACCAACUCGAAAAAGAGAAGUGUUCUACGGAAUCAAUUCGACAUUUUCAGCAGAAAGUGUCUGUAAAUCAGAGCCCAUAAUGAAAAUCUCUAGGUAUUUCAUAUUCGAAAAAACUGCAUUUGAAUGAAAGUACAGGAGAAGCAAAACGAAAAUGAGCCGAAGCGCCACCGAUGCAACGGAUCUGGUGAGAACUGAGUCAAGCGACAGCGGAGGAGUUUCAAUGAAUGGCGGUUUAUCUUCGAGUAGAUACAGUAAGCUGAUAAAGACAAAAAUAAAAAAUCUUUGCACUAUAGGCUCGAAGAGUUUUAUAAAAAACGGAGAUUGUAAAAUGGAAAGCACGGCAAGUAUUUUAACAUGGAAAGACGCUGUUGAAGUGCAUUUGGAGGGCGAUCAUGUUGAGAGCUAUGUGAUUCCAGUGUUGGAAGAGGUUCCCAUCAUCCGGAAGGUUUUUUGAAAAUUUUUUUCGGUGACAGAAAAGGUUUCAGCCUGAACCGAAGCCUCAAGUGACUUUCAACAGUAUUGUGAGAGAAUUGUAUUGGAAAGAAACGACAUUUGCUAGAGACCUACUUUUGAUCUCCAAGGUGGGUUUCUGUGUGUAAAAAAAAAGAGGUCAAAUUUGAUUUGUCUUUGUUUUUUCUCUGUCAGACCUGCAAAGGAAGUAAUUGAAAAAAGAAAAAAAAAUGCACUCUGGGACUUUUUUUUUCGCAUUCUUGGCAAAUGAAGUUCAGAAAAAACAACAUUUAAUCCACCUUAACGAAAAAAACUUCAGGGUUUGUAUGAACGUCUGGAAGAUCACUUCAAAUCGUGCAAACUAUUGCAAGAAUUCUUCAAAACCUUGAACGAAGUCGAAAUUACUCACGCGCCUCUUUUGGAAGUUCUGAAAAAGACGUAAGAUCAUUUGAAAAAUACGUAAUUCAAUUAGGCUCAAAUUUAAGUUCCGAAGAAACGUCGUGGGGAACGGUGACUUCAGCCAUUCUCUGCGCCGUUCACAACCUCAUCCCACUCUAUCAAUCUCUUUCUCAACAGUAUCCGAUUUACAUCUCAGCAAUCGACCAACUUUCGAGAUCAAAAGCAACUUUCCGAGUUGAGCUUCAGUCAGUUUCGUGGUUGAGGGAAUAGACUUGACUGAAGUUUUAGAAAAUUCGAAAACAGCGAUGAAUGUUACAUUCCUGUCAACUGGUUGCUAUUGAAAAUCAUCAACAGGCUCAUGAAUUGGCAGCCGGUGAGUCUUUGGAUGCUGAUUUUCAAGAGAUUCUCAAAAAAAAUUGAGAAGAAGAACCUUUCCCGAGUGAACUAUUGCGAGCUCCAAGUUUUUUGAUCUUUUCUGGUGAUCAAAAAAGUUUCAGGUCCUCGCGAGGCUCAUUGAACUUCUAUUGGCCGAUGCAAACAGUGAGAAUGAAUUAACAUCGCUCCGAGUUGCUAUGGAUAAAAUAAUCGAGUUGUCCGAGAAAACGAAAAAUUCACGAGCCGCUCUGGAAGAAUAUGUAUCGACUUUGCAGUUGGAAAGGGACAUUGGCAUGAUCGGCGUUCUCUGCAACCCAAACAGAGUUUGUUUUAUUUAAUUCCGUCAAUUCAAAUUAGAGCCCUUGGUGGCGUUUGAAAAUAAUUGACAGUAGUCAGGUGCAGAGACGUUUAAAAAAACGUCCGAGCUCCAUAAAAGCUAUGCAAAAUUUGAGAAUACUACAACCAUAUAAAAUUUGCUAUUCAGCAAAUUCUGCGGUUCGGCGUGGUCUCCAGAUGGUCGCAACGUGGUCCUUGCUAUCGCGUUAUGAUUCUCUGUACGGACCGGAUCCUGUUUGCGCAUCGUAUCCAUUCAGCCGAUGGAAAUUCGUUUUCCGUGCACGCUGAGGUCAAACUCAAAGGAUUGAUGGUAAACCCCCUAACGAAAGAAAUUUGAUUUCAACACGAAUGUUGUUCAGAUAGACGAAGGUGACACUUACAACGUGAUGUCUGACGAGAAAGGUGUGAUAACUUUACACAGUGCUGACAAGUCUAUUGUUUUCUCCACCACUGAUCGGUCGGUAUGGAUGGAGGUUGCCGGUCUUGUUGAACCUUUUUUCGAAAGAGUUUUCAGGACAUAACCGCUGCUGUAAAAGGAGCCGCUAGGGCAAAGAUUGACUUGCCCUCGAUUGUCAUGGACCGGAGAGAGGAUAGCGAUAUUGAAGGUAAAUUUGGUGAUACUUUGAAAUUUUCCCCUUUUUGUAUUAGUUGGAAAAACAGCAAUUUUUUGAUUUUUGGUGAAGUGCCCAAAUCAUUUUUAAAAGAUAAAUUUGGAAGAAAACUUUCGAUAUAUUCAAAUAAAACAUCAAAAAAAGCGUUUUUGUAUAGUAAACUUCUGACUGCAGAGUGAAAUAACCUCUCUUUUCAUUCCAUCGUACACGGGAAAAUAAUUUUAACUAAAAUAUUUUGCUAUUCGUUUCAAAUUGAUUAGCAUUUUUCGUUGGUUCUGUGAUAAAUGAAAUCGAACGGUUUUCAAAUAUUGAACCAGUAAAAAACCUAUCAAUAAAUGUCAACUUGAUUCAGUUUGUCAUAUUGAAAACGACAGCAUCUCUAAACUUGUUGAAACGAGAUGUUUUGAAACAUUUUUCCACUCAAAUCAAGUUUUUCGCAAUUUCAGGAGCCAAGAGUUCAUUUUAUGAAGACAUCCAUACCUCGAAACUCAGUCCUUUGUUGAUUUGCUGGCAUCGGAAAUGCUCUUUCGGCCUGAGGGAUAUUAAUAACGUAAGAUCUCUCCGCAGUGAAGGUAAAUUUAUUCAAAGCUGCAGAUGAUCUCCAACGCAAUGAGCGGAUAUUUGCUUCGGAAACUCAGAAACUCUUCCGGUUGGCAGAAACUUUGGGUAGUUUUGUCCUGUCAUUCGCUCAUAUUCUACAAAAAUCAUGAGGUAACCGAAUUCGCCAUUUUUCCCAGACUUUGGACAUUCAGGAGAACAGCCCGUUGGCUAGUCUUUCGCUAUUAGACUAUGGAAUCGGACUACCAAGUGUAAAUGAUAAUGUGACCCAUCAGAACUGUUUCAAACUGUUCUAUGGAAGUCACCAGUACUUUUUCCGCGCAGACACCUAUUAUUUUUUCGAAAGGUCGGUUUUCUUUAUUUGCACCAUAUUUUUUCUGUUUCAGAUGGGUCGAAUCCAUCUUAAAAGCGGCAAUUUCAAAAAAUUCACUCGAUGUCGUCACUGCCUUGGCGCUACGCAUUUGA